UUUCUUUCCUGCAGAAAGCGACGAGCAUUCUUCUUACAUUGGAGAAUCAAUCCUAUGCAUUUUGGUGUCACCUGCUAAUCAUCCUUACUUCGCCAACUCAUUACCUGCAAUUGAUUUUUUCAUCUUAUAGUUGGAGUUUCGGUUCCAUUUUUGGUGCAUAUUGUUCAACUACCAUUAAUUUAUGGAACGUGAACUUCACCAAAUAGCUCAGACGAAACCUUUUGAAUUCUGCACCUUCUUGCUCAUGUUGAGUCAGUUUAUAGUAUUUCAGCUGCAUUAAUCCUUGAUGACACCGUUCUGAUUUUGGUUGGAAAGCUCAGACUUGACUAGAGAAUGGUUUCAGUCGAUACUAGUGAUCCCAAAGAUGAAAUCGAGGAGACAUAUGAUACUGAAGCAAGGGAUUCUGCUGAAAUUGAAACUUCAGCUUCUCCAAAGACAAGCGGGGAAAAUCCUGCGAGAAAGUUCCAAAACACCUUGAGCUCUAAUCUUCCUAGCGGUAUUAAGUUCCAUAAAUUUGGUUCUGUAUUAGUCAAAUCCAUAACCGAGCGCAACCAGUUUUCACAAUCUGUGACUUCCUCUGGUACAUAUAGCUUCAGAAAACGCUUUAGUGGCAUGUUUACACAGAAACUUGACUGGGUUUCCCUCAAGAAUUUGUUUAAAGAAUGGAUUAGAAACCCAAUGAACAUGGCCCUUUUUGCGUGGAUCAUCUGUGUUGCUGUUUCAGGUGCAAUUCUCUUCCUUGUCAUGACUGGGAUGUUGAACAGUGUGCUUCCAAAGAAGUCUCAGAGAAACACAUGGUUUGAAAUUAACAACCAAAUACUCAAUGCACUGUUUACACUCAUGUGUUUAUACCAGCACCCUAAAAGAUUCCAUCAUCUUGUACUUUUGUCCAGAUGGAGACAAAAUGAUAUGUUCACACUUAGAAAGGUGUACUGCAAGAAUGGAACCUAUAAACCACAUGAACGGGCACAUAUGAUGGUAGUGGUUCUUCUCCUUCAUGUGAACUGUUUUGCUCAAUAUGCACUUUGUAGUCUAAACUUGGGGUACAAAAGAUCUGAGAGACCUGUCAUAGGAGUUGGAAUUUGUAUAUCUUUAGCAAUAGCGGCACCUGCUAUUGCGGGUCUUUAUGCCAUUCUUAGCCCCCUUGGUAGGGAUUAUGAUUUUGAGAUGGAUGAAGAAAAACAGCUUCAAACAACUUCAUGUCAAAAGCCAUUGGAGAAAAAAUAUUCAUUUGCAACAAGAGAUGGACAUGAUAGGGUGUUUGAGAAUGAACCACAGUGGAGAGGAGGAAUACUUGACAUCUGGGAGGAUAUCUCUACUGCAUAUCUCUCACUCUUCUGCACUUUUUGCGUGUUCGGGAGGAACAUGGAGAGACUUGGUUUUGGAAACAUGUAUGUCCACAUUGCUACUUUUAUCCUGUUCUGUACGGCUCCAUUCUGGAUUUUUAUCUUGGCUGCUGUUGACAUUGAUAAUGACAAUGUUAGAGAGGCUCUAGUAGCUACUGGAAUUAUUCUCUGUUUUCUUGGAUUGUUGUACGGUGGGUUUUGGAGGAUCCAAAUGAGAAAGAGGUUCAACUUGCCUGCCUAUACCUUCUGUUUCGGUGAACCGUCAGUUUCUGACUGCACAUUUUGGCUCUGCUGUUGCUGGUGCGCUCUUGCUCAGGAGGCAAGAACUGGGAAUUCCUACGAUGUUGUAGAGGACAAAUUCUGCAGAAGGCAAGUGGAUAUUGGUGACCAGCUUUCAAUUUCAUCAUUGCCUUGUGAAGAUGGAAUAUUGGUCCCAUCUGACACAAGUUCUUCUCUGGGUAAUAACUCUUGCCCUUCCAAGACCAUAACAUCUGGAUCUUUGCAUUCAGACACGCCACUGUCCACUGUACAUGACAACUCUUUCGAAAGAGGUCAAUAUGGGGCAACGAACCUACCGGUUCCAGCAUUUAUAAGAAGAGAUGGCCCUUAGGCACCAAAGGUAUAUAAUAUAUAUAUAUAUAUAUAUAUAAAAUAAACAGAAAGAGAUCUGUUUUGCUUGUAUCAAAGUGACUUUUAAUAGGAAGAUCCCUUGAGUUUCGAAUAUUGACAUUUAAAUGUCUCCUUUUUGCACGCUUUUCCUGGGUCAAUGAAAGUAACGAAAACGACACCUUUAACAUUGAUUAUUACAAGGUUGUGUUUGAGGGAAAAUGAAGAUUGUCAAGGUGCAGGGAUGUGUUGGUUUGCCAUGAUAUUAUGAAUAUCAACAAAGAGUAUUCCAUUAUGAUGUCUGCAUAAUUUAACGGAGCAAAUGAGCUGAGGAUCACGAGAGGUUGCUUCUGAUAUAUUUCUUAUCAAGAGGGAGAGACUGUCAUACAUUUCUAGGUUAUGUGGCUUGCUCUCACCAGUAAUUACAUCAAUGGUGAAAUUAUGAAUCCCAAAUGUAAUUACAUUACUUUCGUGACAUUCUUUCCUUAAGCCAUGUAAUAUUGAUGAUGAA
Molecule: messenger RNA, 2463 nt
Organism: Prosopis cineraria
Lineage: Eukaryota; Viridiplantae; Streptophyta; Magnoliopsida; Fabales; Fabaceae
Exons: 2
Coding region: 334-1956 (540 amino acids)
Biological process (GO): sesquiterpene biosynthetic process
Molecular function (GO): cyclase activity
Source: RefSeq, a predicted model, not a curated record